AUGAUCUCAACCUCCUGGAUCGAGCCUGAUACCACCACCCGGCCAGUGGCCGUCAUAGGCGGCGGAGUCCUCGGCCGUCGACUAUGCAUGAUGUGGGCCGCAGCAGGACACACCGUGCAACUAUACGAGAAAAGCCCCGAGGUGGCCGUCGCCGCCCUCAAAUACAUCCACGAAGCCCUGCCGCAACAAGCCAGCAAGCUGCUCCUGGGCAAGAAGGCAGGACACGGAAUCGGACACGUAAGCCCCGCCAGCUCGCUCGAGACUGCCGUCCAGAACGCCUGGAUGGUUAUCGAGGCCAUCCCGGAGCUCCUCCCGCUCAAGAUCGAGCUAUUCGGCCAACUGGACCAGCUCGCGCCCGCGGACUGCAUUCUCGCCACCAACUCCUCGUCGUACAAGUCCCGCGAGAUGCUGGAGAAGGUGGCGCGGCGGGCUCGCGUGUGCAACGCGCACUACUACAUGCCGCCGGAGCAGAAUCAUCUCGAGAUCAUGACGUGUGGGUUCACGGAUCCCGCGAUUAUCUCGUUUCUGCUGGAGCAGGCGGCUGCGGCGGGGUUUGUGCCGGUUCAUGCGAAGGUGGAGUCGACGGGGUUGAUUUUCAACCGGAUCUGGGCGGCUAUCAAGCGGGAGGCGCUACUUGUCAUGGAAGAAGGGGUUGCCUCGGCGGAGGAGAUUGAUGACUUGUUCAAGGGUUGGUUCCAAGCUCAGGCUGGACCGUGUGAGAUGAUAGAUCGGGUGGGACUGGACACGGUCUAUAACAUUGAGAAGCAUUAUGUGGAGGAGAGGGGGCUGGAUGGGAAAACCAUUGAGUGGCUGAAGGAGAAUUAUCUAGAUCGAGGGAUUUUGGGACGAAAGUCUGGGAAAGGAUUGUUGACCGAGGAGCGUAACGGGGCACAGCUGGAUAAUGGGAAUGGUCAUACUUUAUGA
This is a messenger RNA of Aspergillus clavatus NRRL 1, 924 nucleotides long. RefSeq names its product 3-hydroxyacyl-CoA dehydrogenase family protein. Gene Ontology annotation, biological process: fatty acid metabolic process. Gene Ontology annotation, molecular function: NAD+ binding; oxidoreductase activity, acting on the CH-OH group of donors, NAD or NADP as acceptor. Bases 1 to 924 code for a protein of 307 amino acids. The transcript has a single exon. The record is from RefSeq and is a predicted model, not a curated record. Lineage: Eukaryota; Fungi; Ascomycota; Eurotiomycetes; Eurotiales; Aspergillaceae.